GCUCGGUCAAAGCCGAUAAGUUUUGCCUUUAUACUUGUUUCUAUUCAGUUUGAUUCAGUUUCACUGAGGCAUUCGUACGAGACGUGUGUAUUUGGAUAUUUCCCUUUCGCUUUGUUAUACACGCGCUUCGGGCCAAAAGUCUAUGCGCACUUAAUUAUAUACUAUACGUAUAUGUACAAAUAAACAAAUACAGCGUAUGCUAAUUAGUUUUAUCCAAGUGCCUGCUCUACCUCUUUUCUAUAAUAUAAACAAUAUAUUUCAAAGUGCCAUGUUUUGUGAUAAUUCUUUUGGAAAAGAAUUUUCUUGAAAAGUUUCUUGAAAAGUGAAAGAAAAGGAAUGAUGUUCCAAUAGUUGCCAAUUUCAGAGAAGAAAUGAUGAUUGUUUCGUAAUUUAGAACGAGUCUUUCAUGGAAACGAGAAUUGGGAGCAGUUGAUUUUCCACUUACGAGAACUUUCACAUCUUUCAAAUUUUGCCGCUCAAGUGGCAAGAGACCACGUGACUGUCCCUUUUAUUGACCGUGAAGUGUCCUGGGUUUUGAUUGGCUCACUGCCCACGUGACCGAGUGCACGUCACUUUUGGCGUCUGCUGCAACAGCAGCAGCAGCAGCAGCCUUUGUCGAAACCAAAAGGAAUCUUUAAGGGACAAAGGAUUCGAGUUGUUUCUUUUGUACAUUUUCUUCUCCAUCACAGUAACAAAGAAUCGUUUCCUUCGUAUAUCAAAACGUUCACCUGGUGAAGUUGAUCGCGCGUCUUCAUCGCGAACAAGAAUAAUUAAUCACUGUCAAAACUACUUUAUCCGGUUGUUGAAUAAUUUUUUUUUCUUGACAGUUCUGCAAAUAUAUUUGUCAUCAUCGCAAGUGUGGUGUUUAAAAUAAAAUAAUCUACUUUCCUGUUAAAAGGAUUUUUUAAAUUUCUAAAUGAAUCAAUCAAGUGAAAGUAACUGUUGACACACAAUAGAUUGCUGGCAUUGAGAAUUCUACUGUCAAAACUCAAUAAGAUGAGGAAAAUUGAGUGCAAUUAUAUUUUUUGGAGCGUAAAAUAGAAACAUUUUGCAAUUAUUGUAAUAUUUGUAAUUAACAAGAAAUUCACAAAUAAGAUUGAAGGAAAGGGAGGAUUUUUAAUAAUUGAGACGUGCAUUUGUCAUGUCUCAAGAAAAUUACUGAGAAAUUAAAAUCUGACACCUGCGACGAAAAAAGAAUUAUUAAAAUGUACAGCAUGAACUAUAUUGGCAAGUUCAUCAGUAACUUUCGUGAUUUUUACAAUGAAAUAAAUGCAGCAACUUUGACUGGGGCAAUUGACGUUGUCGUUGUCGAACAACCUGAUGGAUCGUUCACCUGCUCGCCUUUUCAUGUCAGAUUUGGAAAAUUGGGAGUUCUUCGUUCUCGCGAAAAAAUUGUGGACAUAGAGAUAAAUGGAGAUCCCAGGCAAAUUCAUAUGAAACUCGGAGAAUCAGGGGAGGCAUUUUUCGUAGAAGAAGUGAGUUCCAGUGGAUGCCCUUUAGAUUCUGAAAUCCCACCGCAUUUAGCAUGUUCACCAAUUCCAGACGACAGUUGCUUUCCGCCCGUCAGAUUCAAUUUACUGUCGGAACUCCCACAGGAGCAACAUGAAAAAAUUCUCCGCGAUUCGGUAUUAUCAAUUGAGAGAGAAAAAUGGGAGCAAAUGUCCGCCUUGCCACCAGAUCAACGUGAAAAAUUCCUCGUCGAACAAUUUUCCGAUUUACCAUUAGAAUUACGUGAAAAAUGGCUUCAAAUUGCAUCGAUGACAUCCGAGGAACGUGACAAAAUGUUUAAAGAAUAUUACGAAUCAAUAUCAACAACACAAAAGCAACAAAUGAUUCGCGAACAAUAUUCGGCAUUAAAAAAUGAGGACAAAGAACGAUUGUUUAAGGAGAAUUUCCCCGAAUUACCCACUGAGCAAAGGGAGAAUUUCGAGAAGGCAUUACUCACCGAUUGGCAGGAGCCAAAAUGGGAAACUAAAGCUAAUCUAAUUAAAAAUGAUAAUAACGAUGAGGAUGAGGAAAUUUUCGAUAUGGACGGUUUGGAUGGUGAACCAACGUCCAUUCCGGUUUCAACGCCAAAAUCAUUUAUAGCCGUGACAUCGACAGAUCGAAUUCGUAAAAUAAGUGUUGUUAAUAAUGAUUUUCGUCCAAUAAUCGAUGAUCCACAAAGUAGUAGCAAGGAGAAAUCGAGUGAUGAAUCUAAUACAUCGUUGACGAAGAAAAUUUCCAAGGACGAAAGUAUUGAUGAUACAAAGGGUGGCAAGAGAAAACGUAAAAGAAGAAGUGUCAUGAAGAAGAAAAAUUCGCAGAGAAAAGCGAGUAAUGGCAGUAGUAGUCAGGCAGAAAUGAGCGAAAGUGAUAAUCUAGUCGUUGAGGAAUCGCCGAAUGACAUUUCGAAAAGUUCAUCGACUGAAAUUGAUAAUUCCGAAAACUCAAUAUCUACAGUUCUUGCUACUUUCAAAACUGAGACAACAACAAUACUUCCAGAGACUGAUUUUCACUUUUUUAGUGAUACGGAAGUUACCAAGAAUCGGGAUUCCAGGCCAUGCUCGCCCGUACAAUCGGAUUCAGAGUUUGAAGUCCGCAAAAUAUCACUGGAAACAACCGAUUUGGAUGGUGACAAGAGUCAUCAGAGUUGGCGAUGGGGCGAAUUGCCAAGUCCACCACCAGACUCUGCGUACAAUUCUCACAAGAAUUCAAUAAUAAAUUCGACUGUUCAAUCAUCACAAAAUAAUGACACAGAGGCACGUCGUUCUAUGCUCAGUGGCAUGUUCUCCUUCAUGAAGAAGACUUCUCGCGUAAGGCACAAUCCAGAAUCAGAGGGGAUUUAUCUUAGUGAUAUUAAAGCCGAUGAAUUGGAUCCCGAAGUUGCAGCUCUCUAUUUCCCCUCUUCCCAUCGUGGUCCUUCGGUUGUUAAAGAAGGAAAAACAUUAGACGAAGAAGACGCGGAAUCUGGUAAUGGUCCAAGUUUACCACAAAGUCCAAAUAGUUUCGAGGGCGUUAUUGGAGGGCCAAAAUCGCUAGACAGCGAUUUUGAGGAACCAAAAAAUUCCCUAUUUGAAAAUAUUGACGUGAGUCUCUCAUUGUGUGGGGGUCUCGAAUCAGAGCAUGGUCCAUCGGACAUUGCUUUUCAUCAAAAUCAAUUGCAAUUUGAGGAUUUAUGCGCCGAUCCAAAAUUAUAUGAGAAUCCAAAUCUAACUGUUAAAAUAAAUGGAAAAUACUAUAAUUGGACAACGGCUUGUCCGAUAAUAAUGACACUGGCUGUAUUUCAACGGCAACUACCUCAAUCGGCCGUUGAGGUUUUGUAUUCUCAAUAUAUGCCGAUAUUAAUGCACGACGAUAAGAAAAUGGAGAAUGAAACGAAGCCAGAGGGUCGCAGUAGUUAUAGUUCUUGGUUUUCAUGGCGACGAUCCACUCAGCCACCAAAAAAGUCCCAAGAAAUUAGUCAAGAUGAAACUGAUGCACUUACAGAGCAAGAUAAUAUUGAGGCGAAAGAAGAAACAGUAUUAGAUGAAACUGAUAAACCAAACGAAGAAAAAAUAAAGACUGCGGAACCAGUACAAGUAAUAAUAACAACUGGUGAUGAUAAAAUUGAAGCAACAGUAAAUAUUCCUGAUACUCAUAAGGAAAUAAGUGUCGUGAAAACGGAGAAAGAAAAUGAGAAGGAGGGCGAGAGUUACAGUGGCAGUGAAGAUUCUGACAGUAAUCAAAAUAAAACGCCGGGUAUUAAAAUUCCAAUGGAAAGGAGACCCUAUUACGAGGCUACGGAAAAAUACAGAAAAACUCUCAGACUCUCCUCCGAACAAAUUGUAACACUCAACUUGAAGGAAGGUCCAAACGAAGUGGUAUUUAGUGUGACGACAGCCUAUCAAGGGACAACGCGUUGCAAAUGCCACAUUUAUCGAUGGCGAUGGGACGAUAAAAUUGUUAUUUCAGACAUUGAUGGAACAAUAACGAAAUCGGAUGUUCUCGGUCACAUAUUGCCGAUAGUUGGAAAAGAUUGGGCGCAAUCUGGUGUUGCUCAACUUUUUACCAAGAUUAAAAAUAAUGGCUACAAACUACUUUAUCUAUCGGCGAGAGCAAUUGGCCAAGCGAGAGUUACGAGGGAAUAUUUAAAAAGUAUUAAGCAAGGUGAUUUAUCAUUGCCCGAAGGACCAUUGCUCUUGAAUCCGACAAGUUUAAUAUCGGCAUUUCAUCGCGAGGUCAUUGAAAAGAAGCCCGAGGAGUUUAAGAUUUCCUGCUUGAGUGAUAUACAAGCUCUCUUUCCCGAGGAUUCGAAACCAUUUUACGCUGGCUAUGGAAAUCGUAUCAAUGAUGUUUGGGCCUAUCGAGCAGUUGGUAUUCCAAUAAUGCGCAUCUUUACAAUUAAUCAUCGUGGCGAAUUAAAGCACGAAUUGACGCAAACAUUCCAAUCAUCAUAUUCAAAUAUGAGUUUUAUAGUUGAUCACCUCUUUCCUGCUUUUCGUGAGGACGCGGCAGAUGAAUUUAGUCAGUUUGCUUACUGGAGAGAACCAAUAACAGAAAUGAAUCUCGAUUCAUUGGUCACUGAUUCUCAAAGUACAUCGAAAAUUGCUUCUCCUUCUUCAACUUCAACGUCAUCAAAAAAAUAAGAAAAAAAAAUUAUACAUUAUCUUCAGUUAUUAAGUAGCUUUGAGAAAUAUUUUUUUCCUUAAAAAAAUGAAUUGUAUAUAUUUAGUUUCAAUUUAUGGUGGAUUUUGUUUUUUUAAUUACUGCUAUAUAAUUAUAGUUUUCGUCUUUGGUGUUUAAAUGCAAAACACAUUCCAAGGCAGGUGAUAUCAGAAUUAAAUAAUAUAAUUUAAGUUACCGACACUGGCUGUCUUUAGUAUUAAGUUUUUUUUGUUGACGUAAAUUUUGGUGCCUAAUUGUAGUUAAUGUGCCUAGCAAUGUGAUCACAAUUUUUCAUCAAAGUUUUAAGAAUGAAAAGGGAAUAGAAAAUCGUGAAAAUAUUUGUUUUUAUGAAAUUUAAUAAUAGAUGUGGACAGUUAGAAAAAAGGUAUCAGUUUAUGACAAAAUGCACUUAGUUUAUAUUUAGCAAAAAAAAAAAAAAUCUACAUAUUUGAAUGAAAGAAAUAGUACACUGACUAUUAUUAGGAUUUAUUGUAAAAUGACUGUCUCAGAUUUACUGGAUUUAUUGUUUAAAAAAGCAAAAGUCUAGUCCUUGCCAGUGAUUUAAAUCACGAGACCCAUAUAUUUUUUCCCUUGAUAAUUUUUUAAGUUUAAAAAACCUGAAAAAUGUGUGUGAUAGAAUUUAAUAUUUUUUAGACAUUAAAAACGAUUCCUUUUGCAAUCACUUUAGUUUAAUUUAUUACUGUGCGAUUUGAAUUGCUUUCUGUUUUUUGUAUUUUUUACAAUCUUUAUGUAAAAAUUAUUUAUUCGCUCCAUUUUUUUUAUGAAAGUUUUUAAGCUACGUGAAAUUAUGUAUUAUAAAUAUUCAAGCAAUGAAAAACGAUUGAAGAAAUUUGUGAUACCCGAUCAAAUAUUUUUAUAUUGUAAUUUGUUUAAUUUUUUUUUCUUCCGCUUGUACGGUAGCAUUCCAUUGUACCUAAUUUUUACAGAAAGAAAAGUAAAGGUGGAAUUUAGUUUUGAAAAGAGAUUUAGAAAAUAUUUGUUUCUUUUUUUUGCAAAGUAAAAAUAACUUUUUUAUCAAUGAUGGAAAAAGAAAAAUAUUUGAAUUUUUUUCACAAUACAGCUAAUUCUAUGUAAUGGAAAAUAAAUAUAGUAAAAAUAGGGUACAAAUGCAUUUUACCAAAGAUAGUACACAAAUCAAGCGAAUAUCACUUUGCACAUAUGGAAAUGAUAAAAAUUAUUGAAUUUUAUGAAUAAUUCGCUGGUCGAUUUGUGUUUGCUGUUCUCAUAUAUACAAUACUCUCCUUUCAUCAAAGUGCAAAUCAUACGCGUUGUAUUAUAAAAAUCGUUUCCUCUAAUUUGUAUAAGAAACUUAUUGGAAUUUCUAGAAUUUUGUCUUAUAUUUUACUCUAGUUAUGUGCUACAUGGUAUAAAUACAUUUAGUUUCUCUGAA
Messenger RNA from Leptopilina heterotoma, 6037 nucleotides. RefSeq names its product phosphatidate phosphatase LPIN3 (gene Lpin). Gene Ontology annotation, cellular component: nucleus. Gene Ontology annotation, biological process: positive regulation of transcription by RNA polymerase II; cellular response to insulin stimulus; fatty acid catabolic process. The transcript is spliced from 12 exons. NCBI's taxonomy places the organism in Eukaryota, Metazoa, Arthropoda, Insecta, Hymenoptera, Figitidae. Bases 1206 to 4607 code for a protein of 1133 amino acids. Gene Ontology annotation, molecular function: transcription coactivator activity; phosphatidate phosphatase activity. The record is from RefSeq and is a predicted model, not a curated record.